Molecule: messenger RNA, 2060 nt
Organism: Uloborus diversus
Lineage: Eukaryota; Metazoa; Arthropoda; Arachnida; Araneae; Uloboridae
Exons: 2
Coding region: 258-1001 (247 amino acids)
Source: RefSeq, a predicted model, not a curated record
AUUUAGCUUUUCGUUAGGUUAUUGAAAUGUUGAAAUAAGACUUGGGAAUGUCUCUUCAGAAGGUCAGAUAUUAGCCUGAAAAAUGGAGUACCGCUAAUAUAAUAGAAAUCCCUUCUUAAGCAAAGGAUCUAAAUCUUCGUUGAAGCAAAAUCGAAUGUAAGAGCUCUUUUGGGUGGGAGAGAAGAACUGACAUAUUUCUAACUUCGUUGUGUGUUGUUUUUCCAUACCAAGCAAAAAACAUUGAUUAGUUUUCUGACAUGCCUUCCAUACAGAAACUGCUGCAAAUACUUCGAAGUUUGAUGGAAGAUGAACCACCACAGCGCAGUACAAGACGGAACAGGAGGUCUGAUUCCAGUAGGAACAGUUUCCGGAAUCGGCAAGCUGUUGCUUUAGUCAUCACCUUCAGAGAUCUGUUUGCUAAUGGAGGCUUGAAUUUGAUUCUGGACGAUAUCGAUGCCAGCCGACGUCCUCCAAAAAAGAACAGAGCCAAUUCUCGCUCUACGAGCGUAGUUUUACCGAAUACCUCUAAUGAAGUGUCUAUUGUCCCAGCAGUUUCAAGUACAAGGAUUUUGAAUCUUACCUCUGAUGACCAAACAAGACUGCCAUCUUUGAGGUGCACCAUGGAUGAUGAAAUUACACCUCUUCUGAUGGAGGAGUCACAGCCUCCAGUUAACUGGUGCUCCAACCCAAAGCCAACGAUUCCAUUGCCAUUAGUUCCUAUGAAUCAGCUACAAAGGUUUUCUUUCAGUGAGAGAUGGAAUAGGGAACAAACUGAUUUCACCGUUUCCUUGUUUCCCAAUGACGAAAAGAAAACUGUAAACACUCUCAGGAAAGUGCUGAAAUGGUCUCCGAGGAAACAGAAUUCUGCGUCCUUUGCUGUUACUGUGCCAAAAGAGGAAGAAUACAAAGCUGUAGCUGUGGUUCAGAAUGCUGUAAAUCGCGUAAAAGAAGAGCAGGAACGUAAAAAGAAACGAAAAUUUUUUCGCUUUACUUUCUGCUAGCAUUCAGUACUAUUCGUCCUUCAAAAACUUUCAUUAUCUGUGAGCGUUGAUAGUACAUAUGCAUAGCUUUUCAGUCACUCAUACACAAAAUAGGUCUAAGUUAUGUAUUUUCCAUUAUUAUCUUAAAUGAUAUUAAACAAUUGUGCUCGGGGCCGUUGUCAAAAGGUGGGAGGAGACAAGGGGUUACACUCCCCUCCCGUGUUUUAAAAUGGGGCCUCCAAUUUAAUUUUUUUGAUGCGUAAAAAAAAAAGAGAGAAAACCUUUGCAGUAUUAUAAAAUUGAAAUAGUAAUAAUAAUUGAAAAAAAAAAUGAAAAAAAGUGACAAUUUUUUUUUUCUGCAAAGCAAAAAAUAAAAAUAAAAAAGUGCAAUCUGAACAUUAUUAAGGAACAUCCAGGACUCUGCAUUAUAACUUAUCUAACUGAAGGCCACCGAAAUGUACGCUUCAGACCCUUUUUUUGAACGGAAGAAAAGUGUUCAGUGGAUGGUCCAGCUUCAGUUUAAUUUUUAAAACAAAUGAUUCGAUACAUAAAUAUAAGGGCUUCCUAGGGACCACCGACCUAUUUUUUUUUUUCUUUUUUUUUUUUUCUUUUUUGGUUAAAAAUAUCACAAUGAAAAUCACAGUUAAGUAGAGAAAAAUGCAUGGCCACUGAAAUAUAUAUUAAAUCAGGGGUGCUCCACUACCCCAUAAGAGCAAUGGCGCACCCCUCCUAAAUAUCACGACGAAAAGCAAGAGCCCCUCCUAAAAAAGUGAAACAUACCCCUCAAAACACCCCCCGCCCUAAAAAAAUUCAAUAAUGAAGUCUGCGCCAUGACCCCUCCCAUUCCUAGGUGGGCACUCCUGUUUAAAUAGAGAAAUGAUUAAAACUACUGUUAGCGAAAUUCAAAAUACUGCAAAGUAAGUGCUUUAAAUAGUCACCGCAGUAGUUCUAAGUGUUUGAAUGUAAAAAAAGAAGUAAAUCAAAACUUUAUCAAGCAACUCAGGAGACAUGAUAUUUAAAACAAAAUCAAGUGAAAAAAGGAAAAAAAAGAAAAAAAAAUCCACCAGGGUAUCACUAUAA